This is a messenger RNA of Rhododendron vialii, 816 nucleotides long. RefSeq lists its product as uncharacterized. The record is from RefSeq and is a predicted model, not a curated record. NCBI's taxonomy places the organism in Eukaryota, Viridiplantae, Streptophyta, Magnoliopsida, Ericales, Ericaceae. Bases 1 to 816 code for a protein of 271 amino acids. The transcript has 3 exons.
AUGGUUGUGUGUCUGGCCAAAUGUAACUUUGCACCCUCCGGUGAACUUCAUUUGGAGGUAGGAACACCACCUAGUGUGGUUGGUUCUUUACUCUCCCUCUUUAGGGAGAGGGGAAGGUUGCGCUUACGGGCGAGUCAACAACUGGAGGAGAUGAAGCAACGACUGCAGGGAGUGACCUUAGAUCCAUCAAAACCGGAUUCCCUUCUGUGGAUUUGGUCUGUAGACAAAAAGUUCUCCACCAAAUCAGUGUAUAGGCAAUGGGAACUUCAGACUCAAUCAAGUAAUAGUGUUUUGGGUUCUCUGUGGAGGAAUUUGAGCCCCCCAAAGGUGGAAAUCUUCUCUUGGUUGGCCGUUCAAGGAAGAAUUGCAACAAGGUCAGUGCUAUUUCAUAGGAACUUGAUUACUGAAAUCCAACAGGCAUUGUGUCCCCUCUGUUCCGAUGUUGUUGAGACCCCCCUUCAUUUACUCCUGCAUUGUCGAAUUUCGUGGGAAGUUUGGUCUAGUAUUCUGGAAUGGUGGAAAAUACAGUGGGUUUGCCCAUCCUCUCUAGCUGAACUUGCAUCGUGGUGGUUUGAGAACGAGUUUCGAAACUUGGAAAAAAGUAUUUGGGAGGUAUGUUUUUUUGCAAUUCUCUGGUCUAUCUGGAUUGUGAGGAAUAGAUAUGUUUUCAACAAUGUUUCAACUCAAGCAUGGGAAGUAGCGGAUCUAAUCAAAACUAGAGUGGCCAUGUGGAUAAAGGCCAAGUUUGAUAUUAAGGUUUAUACAGUGGAGGAUUUCAAAGAAUAUCUGGAAGGGAUUCGGAAAGUGAAGUUGUAG